UGUUUCACAGAAACCAUCUUAGGAAUAAAGGUCUAUAAUUCAGAUCACUAGCCCUGAGCCUGUAGGACACGAUUUCAAUGAAGGUACGAUGUUUUGUGGUUGGAAUGGUGGUUAAAGGUUAACGUUCAUUUUGGGGUGACUAGUCUAGGUUCUUUAUUGAUAAUGACACAGUAGACCAGCUAAUCCAAUAUUUUCAUCAAGUCAUAAGGUCUAUAAAUUCAGAUCACUAGCCCUAAGCCUGCAGGACACGAUUUCAAUUUGGGGAGAUGAAGCAAAAGGUGGUACUCGGUGUCUCCCUUAGUUACAAGAAGUCGUGGCCUUGUUUUCUUUUCGGCGAGCUCACUUGCCCUUCCAAAGCUAUGAAGAUUGUAUCCGGUUUCCAUGGUGUUGAAUCUGUAACAUGGAAAGAUGACAAGAGUAAACUUGAGGUUACUGGUGAGAUUGAUCCGGUUUGCCUGACAAGGAAGCUGAGGAAGAAAAUUGGACCUAUAACAAUAAUAAGCGUGGAAGAAAAGAAAGAAGAAAAGAAGGAAGAAAAGAAAGAAGAAAAGAAGGAAGAAAAGAAGAUUGAAUACAUUGGCACUCAAUGGGUUCCAUGUCCGCUGGUCUAUGACAAUUACAACCCUGACCCCUGCACCAUCUUAUAAAAAUCCCAUUGAAAUGAACUAGUCUACAUAGCUGGAGCAAAGGAAUGCUUGAGAAUGGAGAUUUUCUCUACCAAAGAGAAAACCAAAGCAUGUAAGAAACCGUUGCUUAGUCCUGUGCUUUAUUGGCUGGUGUAUUUACUUAAUAAGGAUGUAGUAAACAAAAAUUUUGAACUACAAAUGAUAUUAAGGAGCAUAAUAUGCAUAUUGAGUUUAAA
Messenger RNA from Vitis vinifera (wine grape), 862 nucleotides. RefSeq names its product heavy metal-associated isoprenylated plant protein 3. Bases 267 to 647 code for a protein of 126 amino acids. Lineage: Eukaryota; Viridiplantae; Streptophyta; Magnoliopsida; Vitales; Vitaceae. The record is from RefSeq and is a predicted model, not a curated record. The transcript is spliced from 3 exons.